AUGUUAAUAUUGAUCUUGCUAUUUUAGCUGACGUUAUCACAGCCAUUCGAAUAAGAAAUUAUGGAAUUGGAGAUAGAGAAACAAUACGAGUUUUAUGGUAAAGUGCCAGGUACAUCAACUUUUGUUCUUUAUCCUGUUCAUUUCUAUAAGUUCCGUGUUUAGAACGUGAUACCUAAUGAGGACGUUUUCGUAGUGUUGAAAGCUCUUCAUGAUCAAAGCUCCUUCCCCUCCCUUUACAUCAGUAAGGAGAAUAAUUAUCCAACCAUCUACGAUGAGUUGUGUGGGAAUAAGGGAAUGGAUGUUUGUGUAAUCGAAGAAAAGGAUUUGAUUGCUAAUGUGACUUACUAUUUAGGAGUAUAUUGUUUAUAGGAUUGUGAUUAUGAAUUAACCAUCCAUUAUGAAGAGGAAAAAGACUUGGAAUUGGGAGAAGCAGUCAUUGUCAAAUUCGAUAAUGAAAUAGAAAGCAUCCUAAAAAUCGGUAUGCCUAACUCAAUGGAUGGAGUCGAUAGAAUCCUAAUCCGAGCUCACUACAUCUAAGACAGGAACACUCUAUUGAAUGAGUCCUUCCACUUCUACAUCAACGAAGGAAAUGAAACUCCAUCCCCUAUGCAAUUUUAGUAUGAGGCAGAGGAGAUUUGGAUGGUAGGAAAAGGAGCAGUCAUCUACAAAAACAGUACCAAUCUUAUAGGGAAUUUGACUGUGUUGUUGUUGGGAGUCCCCCAUUCUAGAUUGUAUUUUAUUACAACAGUUUAUGAACGAAUCAGAGAAAUAGAGUUAUUUGAAAGAACCGAUGACUUAGUAUUAGAUAAGAGGACUAAUUACUAUAAGUUGAUAGUUAGUGAUGAUUACUUGGAAUUUCUGGAAGAGAACUCGUUGUCUUUUGACAUCCAUCCCUUUGAAGGUAAUCCUGAUAUAUAUAUAUCACCUUGUCAUAAAGGGGAGUGUUCUUUGGAUUACAAACUCUACCCAUGGCAAUCACAAUUAGAUCUAGGCUAUGAGUCUAUCACGAUAUCUCCCUAAAAUAGGAUUAAUAAUGGGAAUGAGAGUCUAUUCAUUAUUGCUAUAAAUGGAGUCGAUGAAUUCUCAAGUUAUUCAUUCGUAGCCUACUUGAGUAAUUACUACAGUAGAUUAUUGUCCAUUUAUGCAUUUGAAUCCGGGUUCUUGGUGUAGAAUGAAUUCGCAGAGUACAUCGUUAGGAUCCACGAUGAACUCAACUAAACAUUUACUAUAACUGCAAGCUAUCCCACAGGACAUGGUAUGAUCAUAUUGAAGAAAUGCAUAAAGAAUAAGACAGAAUUGAAUUCGGUGGAGAACCAAUUUAAUUACAUUGUGAAUGCAGGACCAGAUAACUUCUACAAUUGCUCAAUCACAAAAGAGCAGAUAGACAAACUCUAAGAUGUGCAAUACUUGAAAUAAGGGAUUUCAGAGUUGUAUUCAGCUGAAAGCAUAAUAUAGUUCAAUUACAAUAAGAGUGAGUGCGAGACUAAUGUUACUAUGCUCAAGUACGAGAAUGAGGAGACUAAUUGUCAAUACGUGGUUGGAGUGUACAGUAAUGUUGAACACAUGAAUUACCAAAUAUACAUCAAGGGAUAAGAAUAGCACAUUGAAUUAACAGAGUCAUCAACUCAUCGCAGUUAUCUGUUGGAGUAUGACACAGACUUGUAUUCAUUCACAAUCGACGAAGAGGAUCUAACUGAAGUAGUGUUCCAAAUAACAGCCAUCACUGGAGAAUAUGAAGCUUAUGCUUCAAGAACCUAUGAUAAACCCAAUUCCACCUUCUAUGAUAGAUAUGCUAACAUGGAAUUGGAUGUCUUGUAAUAUAAGGCAGAACCUGCUAUCCAGACUUUGGCUGGCUAGUAUUACAUUCGAAUAGUGGCCAAGGCUUUACUCAGAUACUCCAUAACUCCUCUUGUGUAUAGGAAAUCACAUGAGGAGAUCAAUUACAUUCAUCUCACUGAAAGCAUCUCCUACACUCAUUUACAGACCAAGAUUGAUUAGGCAACAUAUUUUAAUUUUGAGUAAAGACAGAAUGGUCCACUCUUCAUUCAUCUCAAUGGGAUCUAUGGCUAUUUCAUCUGCUACAUAAUUGGCACCAAUGGAAUCAUCGGAGAUAAAGUUCCUGAUGAAAGUCAAUAUGAUUUUUCAUUCAGAAGCUCAUAACACACUCUCAUAAUCGAAAAUCCCAAGCGAUAUUACUAUGUUCAAGUCAGCUCAGUUUCUCUAGGUCUCAACGAAUCCUAUGAAAUUCAAUUCACCACUUCAAGUUCCCUCAUGGAAUUGUUCUAUGGAGACCCACUCAUUACUCAAUUGGACAACAAACAUUAAUCCUUUUAUUACUAUCUGUCCCCCUACACUCUAGAAAAGCUCUUUGUAAUCAGAACAUAUACAACCGAAGUGAACGAAUAGAACUAUCUCAAAGUGUAUGUCAGCACGAAGAAUAAAUUUCCAAGUAAAGACAACUGCGAUUUCGAAUUAUUGGAUUCAUCUACCUACUUGACUUUGAACAAUAUCACAGAAAACAUGAUUGUGUACAUAGGUGUUGAGAGUAUUGGAUACAAUGAAUAUUCCUUAUUAAUUCGAGGAGUGUCUGGUAUCACUGAAUUAUUGGAUAAUACUGUGUAGUAGGUACCCAUCCCUUCAUUCGAAUAAUAUCAAUAAUCUAAUUUGUAUUUUGUGGUUCCAAAGGAUCUCAAUAACACCAUUCAAAUCUAAGCAUACACUCUUUUUACUGAGAUUGAAUUGUUCUGUUCAAUUAAAGAUUAUUCCCUUGUUUUUAAAGAUCUAAAAAACAACAACCACAGCAUAUUCCCCACUUCUUCUAGCUACGACAUCGAAGAGGAGAUCAGUGCCAGUGUGUCUAAUAAAUUGUUGAUCAUCGAAUAGACAGAUUUACAGAAAUGCAAGAAUUAUAGACAAGGAUGUGUGUUAUUGAUAAGUGUGAAAUUGGAUCAAUAGUCAUUAUAUUCUUACAUCUUUGGCAACUCUUACAACAACAUCUCGACAGUGGAUGGAGAGGACGGCUAUUUCAAUAUAAUGAUAUCUACUGAGUAUUCAAUAAUUCGCAAUGGAGAAAUGUUGAUUGGUCAUUCCGGAGAGAAUAUCAUGUCCUAUUAUUACUUCUACGUAGACAACCCUGUGUAAUUCAUUCAAAUUGCAGCCAGACCCAUAGAUGAUUGUGAUCCAGAUAUCUAUGUGAACAAACUAGUCGAUGAUAAGAUCUCCUACCCAACUGAAGAUUCCAACACAUAUAAAUCUAUGUCAUACAAAUCAGACAUUCUGAUAAUCAGAGAGCCUGACAACGUUGGAUCCUACAUAAUCGGAGUUUUAGGAUUCAGAAAGGAAUGCACUUAUGAGUUGCUGUUAAAUUUUGCCGACAUUGAAUUGUAUUACAUAUCAAAUGGUCAAUUUGCGGGGCAUCACAUCAAUCAGACAGUUUACUAUUUCUAUCAGCAUAUCCGAAAGGAGUCCUUCCGCAUAAUGGUUCAAGGAAUGAAUAACGUCGAUGUGGCCAUCAAUACAUACUCCCAGUAUAAUGAUAGCGAGGAUGGUCUUUUUGAUCUCCUCCCUUAUUACGGAACAGAUGACAUCCAAAUACUUCAGAAACACAACGACAACCUCUUUGGUGGUAUAAUUUAGAUAAACCAAACAAAUAAACACUUUUGCUAUUAUUGCACUUACAUCAUAGCCUUGAAACCUUUGAGGAGUGCUGACAUUCAACUAUUAAUAGCUUAUAAUUCAAUACCACUGGAUGUUGAGUAUGGAAGGAUCUACUAUGAUCAAUGUGUUGAUACUUGUAAGUAUUACGUUGAACCUGGCGAUCUGAACAUCUUUGUGUAUUCAUAAAGUAUUGAGUUGAACUUUUAUGACGAGGACACCUAUUUGUACAGCAUGAAUCUUAGUUAUUCUCAACACAUUAUUCCAAUUAAUUCAUCACAUAUAGUCAGUAUUGUCAAUCCUCAUGCAAAUCAAGUGGCUUCGUAUUGGUUGAGUCUAUAGAGCGAAUAGAACUUUGUCGAUUUGCACCUAGGUAAAUCAUACAAGGGCAACAACACAGCUGAAUAGAAUGUUACGCAAUUCACAUUCACACCAAUCACAGUAGAAUAAUGGUACACUGUGAUUGUGAAUUCGCAAUCCAUUGUCAGAGUGGAACUCUUUUAUAUGUCCAAGAAUGUGAGUGAAUUUAUAUUGAUAAAUCCAGUAUAAGAAUGGAGCAUAAGCUAAUCGCAAGUGGAAUUGAAAUACUAAUUGCCCAGUGUGAAUUAUUUCUAUAAGAUUACCUUGUCAUGUAAGGGGCAAUACAGUAUCACAUUAAAUUUGGAUGGUUUGAAAUACAUCGAUUCUAAUUAGCAUUAUGUUGAACAAAUCUAAUCCGCAUAAAUUUACAAUAUUUUUGGUUCAAAAGGACAAGAAUUGCUCAUUGAAAAGAUCGAUUGCCUAGGCCAAACUUAAAGCAAUAUUAGUUCCUAUCAAUUUAACAACUUGAGUGAUAUCUAUUUCAAUGUAACUCCAACCUCCUUUGCAAGCUACACAAAAGAGGGGUUAUCCAUAAGGAAGAACAUCUACAGUUUGGUACCUCAUCUACAAUAUUCUCACGAUGCUUGGUACUUCAAUAAGAGUAUCACUUAUCAAGUGGAAGAGAACAAGGAGAAUCAGACACUUAUUGUUACUGUGGACACGAUGAGCAGAAACAAGACAGGACUAUUAGAACUCAAGAUGCUUAUUUACCAAUUGCAUUACUCCAAUCAAGAGAACUUUAUGAAUGCCUUUGGUUGCCAAAUGGACAUUGAAUCUCUCAAAUAUUACACUAGCAAUUAACUGUACCAUAGCAAAUCCUUAUAGACAGUCAAGGAGGAGAACGAGAAGGUAACCUUUCAAGUGCCUCGACCUCAGAGUUAAAAGGUGCUUUAUGGCCUGAUUGUGUUCUAAGCCUUCUAUUAGGGAUAUGACUCCCCCUAUACCUAUUUCUAUAACACUAGUUUGAUUUACAAUGGGACCCAAUCAGAUGUUAAGAUCGAGGAGAAGGAGGAUGUCAUCAACAAGAAUGAGGACUAUGCGAUGAUGAUUGGAAUUGCAGCAGCGACCUUUUUGGUUCUGAUGGUGUUAUUUUUGGGCAUAAGGAAGGUGAUAUUGAGGAGGAAAUAAGCGAAAUUAGGGAAACCAAAGAAUGCAACUGUGGAUGAGGAAUGGGAGUAAGUGAAAGCAGUAUGA
Molecule: messenger RNA, 5208 nt
Organism: Paramecium tetraurelia
Lineage: Eukaryota; Ciliophora; Oligohymenophorea; Peniculida; Parameciidae
Exons: 5
Source: RefSeq, a predicted model, not a curated record